Fukomys damarensis (Damara mole-rat) is the source of this 3249-nucleotide messenger RNA. RefSeq names its product tetratricopeptide repeat domain 38 (gene Ttc38). The coding region runs from base 478 to 1887 and encodes 469 amino acids. The transcript has 14 exons. Lineage: Eukaryota; Metazoa; Chordata; Mammalia; Rodentia; Bathyergidae. The record is from RefSeq and is a predicted model, not a curated record. Gene Ontology annotation, molecular function: protein binding.
GCGUUUUGCAAGUGGCUUUCAGAGGGAGGCUACUUAGAAUAUGAAAGUGACCUAGUCCUAGGGCUUCCUGCUUCCCCAGGAGGGUCCCCAGCAGGGGUGCGUCCUAGCCAGGAGGAGGAGGGUGGGAGGCCACCCACAGGCCAGCAGUCCCCUGAAUUUCCUUAGAUAGUAGUCAAGUUCGGAUACCCAGGUUCACACCAAAACCGCCCGUUGGCCUGAGCCUGGAGUCGCUCUCAGAGCACCCCGGAUCCACCGCGCGGCUGAGCUGGGGCAGGAAAGGGGCGGGACCGACCUGGGUUCUACUCUGCAAAGCUAGGAGCACCUGACGCAAGCCCCGGCCCCGCCCCUGAGCCCGGCCGCCGAGCCAGGCUCCUCCCCGUGCCUCGGCCCUUUUCCGCUCCAGACCGCUCUCUCCUAGAAGGCCGCAGAGAGGUCGCCAGUCCGGAGACCUGAGACCAGAUCCAGAUCUCGCAGACCAUGGCAGUAACCUUGCCGCUGCGCGACUGCCAGGCAUGGAAGGAUGCUGGGCUCCUGCUCUCCACCACAAGCAAUGAGGCCUGCAAGCUCUUUGAUGCCAUCGUGACCCAGUAUGUGAAAUGGAGCAAUGACAAGAGUCUCGGUGGCAUCGAGGGCUGCCUGACAAAGCUCAAAGCAGCAGAUCCGACCUUUGCUAUGGGCCACGUCAUCUCCAAUGGCCUCAUGCUUAUUGGCACCGGAAACUCGGUGAGGCUGGACAAAGAGCUGGACCAGGCUGUGAAGACCAUGGUGCAGAUUUCAGAAACCCAGCCACUGACGCCAAGGGAACAGCUGCACGUGUCUGCAGUGGAGACGUUUGCCAAGGGGAACUUCUCCAAAGCCUGUGAUCUGUGGGAACAGAUUCUGUGGGACCACCCAACAGACUUGCUGGCCCUUAAGUUUGCCCACGAUGGCUAUUUCUACCUGGGCUACAAGGCACAGAUGCGAGAUUCUGUUGCUCGAGUUUACCCCUUCUGGACACCUGACGUGCCGCUUAGCAGCUAUGUGAAAGGCCUCUAUUCUUUUGGUUUGAUGGAAACCAAUUUCUACGACCAGGCAGAAAAGGUUGCCAAAGAGGCUCUCGCCGUUGACCCCACAGACGCAUGGUCUGUGCACACCAUAGCACACAUCCAUGAGAUGAGGGCAGAAGUCAAGGAGGGGCUGGAGUUCAUGCAGCGCUCAGAGAGUCAGUGGAAGGACUCCGAUAUGAUUGCUUGCCACAAUUACUGGCACUGGGCUCUGUACUUGAUUGAGAAGGGUGAAUACGAGGCGGCACUGACCAUCUUCGAUGACCACAUCCUGCCCAGCCUGCAGAGGAGCGGUACCAUGCUGGACGUGGUGGACAGCUGCUCCAUGCUGUUCCGCCUGCAGAUGGAAGGUAGGGUGUCUGUGGGCCAGCGGUGGCAGGACGUCCUGCCUGUGACACGGCCUCACAGCCAGGACCACAUCCUGCUGUUCAAUGAUGCCCACUUCCUGAUGGCCUCCCUGGGCGCCCAGGACCGCCAGACCACGCAGGACCUGCUGACCAGCCUGCGGGAAGCCAGCGAGUCCCCAGGGGAGAACUGCCAGCACCUACUGGCCCGAGACGUGGGGCUGCCCCUGUGCCUGGCCCUGGUAGAGUUCAAAGAUGGGAAUCCAGACCGUGCACUGGAGCUGCUCCUGCCCAUCCGCUACCGCAUCAUCCAGAUCGGGGGCAGCGAUGCCCAGAGAGAUGUCUUCAACCAGCUGCUGAUCCACGCGGCCUUGACCUGCACCUCCAGCGCCCACAGGAACUUGGCCCGGAGCCUUCUGAUGGAGCGCAACGCCUUGAGGCCCAACUCACCCCUGACCCAGCGACUCAUACGAAAGGCGGCUGCCGUCCACCUCAUGUAGAGAUCCGCUGGCCUGGGGCUGUGUGAACCCGGGGGCAGCCUCCCUUGCACCAAACCAGCCGUCCUGCUGGGUCGGGGUCAGGAGAGAGCCGGGGCCUGCUUGUCUGGGCUGGUGGUGAAGAUUCAGACAGAGCGCAAAGCGUCCUGAAUGCAUAGUUUCAUAGAGAGGGAAUGCAAAUUAAUUUUCAAAGUGAUUUAGAAUUUGCUUCCAGUGCUUUCCAAUGGCCAAUAUGCACUUUUUGUGUGGUUCUAGGGAUUAGCCUUCACUUGCUACGCAAGUGCCUAUCUCUCAGCUACACCCCAAGCACUUUGUAUUUUGUGACACAGUCUCAUUAAAUUGCCCACGCUAGCCUCAAACUCGCAACCUUCCUGGGUCAACCUCCCAAAUCGCUGGAAUGGGGGACAUGCACCAUCACCGCUGGUCCCAAUGUGCUGUUUUGUCUUGCACUGGGGAUUGAAUCCAGGCUGUUCUAACCCCCGACAGACCCACUUUUUUGAGAUAGUGUCCCAUGGAGUUGCUCAACUCAGGCUAGGCUCAAAUGUGCUAUCCUCCUGCCUGAGCCUACCGCAUAGGUGGGAUGACAGACAUGCACCACUGUGCCUGGAUUCUGUCAGAAGCAGCACAGAACCUCAGUAGAAAAGAAUAAAGAUGCAGGUUUGAGUAGCAGCAAGGUCAUUAAUCAUUGGUGCUGUCUACUGAACACUUCGGAUAUUCUAAGAGAGGUGCCUUAGGAGUGGGUGGUGCGGUCUCCCGACCCCUAUCAGACAUCUCCUGGGUUUCAAGGAUCCAACCCUGGAAGGCAGGGCACAACUGGAGCCAAGAGAUGGUCUCUGACCACAAUCCUUCCUACCAACUGUAACCCAGGCAACCUGGUCUAGCAACUCCAGGUUUAGUGCAGGCAACACUAAGCUGAUCGUGAUGUCAGGCAUAAAGUGCCCGCGUGGAUGCCGUCUUAGUUAAAGGUUAAGCUCGCCCUCUUGAUAGAGCAGGAAAGGCUCAGAGUCAUCAGAAGGACAGCACAUACUCAGGAAAAUGGUCAGGAACAAACACCAAGUGUGAACAUUACAUGUAGAAGAGAUAGAUGAUAGCCCUAUAACCAUAGCCCUACACUUUGUCACGGAAAUGGCAUUCCUAUAGAAAUCAAUAAGAGAUUAACCACAGCUCUGAACUUUGUCACAGCCUCUUCCUGUGCAAACUAGAUGCUCUUUUCCUUCUAACCGCCGCAUUUCGCUUCUGUACUUUGAUUGCUUCCUCCAAUCUAGAAAUGUAUAAAAUCCUCUUGUACUCUGAGCUCGGGCUGCUCUCCAAGUUGUUGCUUGGAGGGGCCGUCUGGCCAGACUAAUAAAGGUCUGUUUGACACCA